This is a messenger RNA of Oncorhynchus nerka (sockeye salmon), 2000 nucleotides long. RefSeq names its product integrator complex subunit 1-like. The record is from RefSeq and is a predicted model, not a curated record. Gene Ontology annotation, biological process: U2 snRNA 3'-end processing. Gene Ontology annotation, cellular component: integrator complex. The transcript has 12 exons. The coding region runs from base 78 to 2000 and encodes 640 amino acids. Lineage: Eukaryota; Metazoa; Chordata; Actinopteri; Salmoniformes; Salmonidae.
GCGGGACUUCCGUUCGAGAGGCGGGAACUUCCGUUCGGGAAAACGAUAUGGAAUACAUGAUCUGGCAGUGAGUGUACAUGAUGAAUCGUCCCAAGCCUACAACGAUUAGGCGGCCUUGUGCUGCGAAACCCUCCGGUCACCCUCCUCCAGGAGAUUUCAUAGCAUUGGGGUCAAAGAGUGGCGGAGAGUCCAAAGCACCUGCAGUUCUCCUUAAACCAGCGUCCACCUUACCCACUGACCGUAAACGAGAGACCUCCUCGUCACUUCCAUCCUCCUCUGGCCUGUCCGGCCUAGUGAAGCGCCCCAAGAUCUCCUCUACCCCUCCGGUCAGCGCCCUAGGACGAUUGGCUGAUGUGGCAGCAGUGGACAAAAGGGCUAUAUCGCCUUCGAUCAAGGAGCCCUCAGUGGUGCCCAUAGAAGUCCCCCCAGCAGUGCUCCUGGAUGAGAUUGAGAAUGCAGAGCAGGAUGGAAAUGAUGAUCGCAUUGAAGGGGUGCUCUGUGGAGCUGUCAAACAGCUGAAGAUGAACCGGGCCAAACCUGACAUAACACUAUACCUCAGCCUCAUGUUCCUGGCCAAGAUUAAGCCCAAUCUCUUUGCCACUGAAGGCAUUAUUGAGGCCUUGUGCAGUCUCCUUCGCCGGGAUGCCUCCAUCAACUUCAAAGCAAAGGGCAACAGUCUGGUGUCUGUGCUAGCCUGCAACCUGCUGAUGUCAGCCUAUGAGGAGGAUGAGAACUGGCCAGAGAUCUUUGUCAAAGUGUACAUUGAGGACUCUUUGGGGGAGCGAAUUUGGGUAGACAGUUCCCAUUGUAAGAAUUUUGUGGACAAUAUCCAGACUGCCUUCAGUACCAAAAUGCCCCCAAAGAGUAUGCUGCUGCAGUUGCAGACUGACACUGGCCGCUCCGGUGGAGAUAUCAGUGCAGGGAGCAGUCCUCACCCCUCCACCCCAGAUGAGGAUGACAGCCAGACCGAAUUGCUGAUUGCUGAGGAGAAACUUAGCCCUGAAGAUGAUGGACAAGUUAUGCCAAGGUACGAGGAGCUGUCUGAGAGUGUGGAGGACUAUAUUCUAGAUGUCCUGAAGGACCAGUUGAACCGCAGGCAGCCCAUGGACAAUGUGUCCCGUAACCUGCUGCGUCUACUCACUGCCACCUGUGGCUACAAGGAGGUGCGGCUUAUGGCUGUGCAGAGGCUGGAGAUGUGGCUGCAGAAUCCAAAGCUGACCCGUCCAGCUCAGGACCUUCUCAUGUCUCUCUGUAUGAACUGCAACUCCCAUGGAGCGGACGACAUGGAGGUGAUCUCCAACCUCAUCAAGAUCCGCCUGAAACCUAAAGUCAUCCUCAAUCACUACAUGCUCUGUGUCAGGGAGCUACUGAAUGCACACAAAGACAACCUGGGAACCAUGGUGAAGCUGGUGAUCUUCAACGAGCUGUCCAAUGCCAGGAACCCCAACAACAUGCAAGUCCUUCACACACUGCUCCAGCACAGCCCAGAGCAGGCCCCUAAGCCUGGCCCGUCAGGCUCCCGCGCCUCAGCCUGGCCCGUCAGACUCCCGCGCCUCAGCCUGGCUCGUCGGGCUCCCGCACCUCAGCCUGGCUCGUCAGGCUUCCGCACUUCAGCCUGGCUCGUCAGGCUCCCGCACCUCAGCCUGGCUCGUCAGGCUCCCGCGGAUCAGCCUGGCUCAUCAGGCUCCCGCGCCUCAGCUUGCUCGACAGGCUCCCGCGCCUCAGCAGAAGUGACCGGCCCGCUCCUGGUCAACGUCCUGAUGAUGGAGCCACGCAUCAGAGAGGGGGUAUGGUCAGGACAUGGACCCCACUUCACCACAGUUUUUCUCUGCCUCAUUGUCCGCCUCCAUGGCCUCUUAAACACGGCGACCCCGCCGCCGACCUCGGACACAGGGACCCUAGAAAUGGGUCCCGAAUGGGACGGAGAUUCCGGCAGCGCCGGACAGGCGGGAGACUCCGGCAGCUCCGGAGUGAAGGCGAUUCUGGCAAUGCCUGGCUGA